Cylas formicarius (sweet potato weevil) is the source of this 1440-nucleotide messenger RNA. Its product is annotated as KICSTOR complex protein kaptin-like. Lineage: Eukaryota; Metazoa; Arthropoda; Insecta; Coleoptera; Brentidae. Gene Ontology annotation, biological process: negative regulation of TORC1 signaling; actin filament organization; cellular response to amino acid starvation. The record is from RefSeq and is a predicted model, not a curated record. Gene Ontology annotation, molecular function: actin filament binding. Bases 71 to 1366 code for a protein of 431 amino acids. The transcript is spliced from 8 exons. Gene Ontology annotation, cellular component: KICSTOR complex; actin cytoskeleton; lamellipodium.
AGGAUUAACAUAUAGAUACAUAUAAUUCAUACUUAACCUUCAAAAUUAAGAUUUAAAAAGUUUUGCUUUUAUGGAGCAUUUUAAAGAUGCUCAUUAUUUUCAUAUUCCAUCUCAAGGAAAUAUAUACACAGUUACUGACUUAAAAUUAGCUAAUGGAACUCCUAUACUUUUAGCCGCUUCUCUAAAAAGGGAAAUUUUUUGUAUAGAAUAUUUGGAAUCUUCAUCUGGAUUCCUAGUAUCAACCACAAAAGAAGUAUCUUUUACAUAUAUCCCAAGUGGUGCUGAAAUAAUUUCUAUUGAUGCAUUUAAUAAGUCUACAACUAAUAAUGAACUAGUAAUUGGAAUCACUAUAAUAAAAAACAGUAGUGAUUCAGACACUUUAGAAACAUUCCUCAAUAUCUACUGCCAAUUAGAAGAAAAUGAAGAUUUUGACAUUGAAAAUAUUGCCCAAAACUGCCUAAAUGUUGAGUUAAAUUUCAUUCCUUAUAAACUUUUGCAUACACACUUAAUAACCUGGAAUGAUUGUAGUAUUCUCGGCAAAGAGAUAGUGUUUGUUUUAUCAGGCAGUGAUAACCAGGUACACAUUUUUCAAGAAAAUACCACAGAUCAUGUAUAUAGAGAAAUAGACGCUAAAGAAUACUUCCCAGAGUUUGGAAAAACAGCAAGCCCAGUUGUAUGGAUUGAUAUACAGUUCAUUAAUAAUUUUGAAGAGAGAGUUACUGCAUUUGGUUGUGAGUGUGGAUAUGUAAAAUUAAUGAAAAUUAAUACCAAGACAAAUAAAAUAGUGUACAACUUUUCCGUCAGAUUUGGAAACUACAUAUCUAAUGUUUAUUUAUACAGAGAAGAUAAAAUAAAAAGCAAAUACAAAAUCCAAAAAAUAAUUGGAGUCAAUAAUUCCAGUGAGAGUGCAGGAAACUCGCAGCCUAUCCUCAAUAUGAUAGUAAUCAACUCAAUUCUCCCUGCUGUUAUUUUUCGAGAUGUGCUGACUUAUGGACUCAGUGAUUAUGCUACUCUACCUAGGCAUGACAAUAGCACAAUUUUGACAAGCUGUGUUGUGGCAGACAUUGAUUUUGAUGAUGAAAAAGAAAUUUUGUUAGGAAAUAGUUCUGAGGAAAUUAUGUUAAUCAAGUAUGACAAAGGAGCCAAAAAUUGGUUUUUGGAAGAACUGAAACUGAUAGCAGCACCAGUGCUGUGUAUUAAAUAUAUUGACCUUACAGGAGACGGUGUAAAAGAUCUGGUAGUGUUUUCUGUUAAAGGGAUACAUGUUCUACAAUAUGACCAUCACUACAUCAAUGAGCAACUAAACAAGAAAAUUGACAGCGUGUGUAUUCCGACAAUAAGUAACACUAGAGAAAGUGCAAUUUAAAAAUGUAAAAUCUAACUUAAGAGAAUUUAUAUAUACCUACUGUACAUAUUAAAAAAAUGGAAGAUAUAUUUUUU